Molecule: messenger RNA, 819 nt
Organism: Caenorhabditis sp. 36 PRJEB53466
Lineage: Eukaryota; Metazoa; Nematoda; Chromadorea; Rhabditida; Rhabditidae
Source: the annotation of a GenBank genome assembly
AUGUCUGCAAACGACAUCAAGGCCGUCGUCUAUGACUUUGGAGGAGUCAUCCUUUCGUACGAAACCGUCCGAGCAAAGUGGAAGGCGAUGUCGACGGCUCUCGGGCUUCCGGAGAACGCCGUUUAUACAGAGUGCCUCAGCGCCGAGUUCUCGUCCUGGCUGGGUCCGGAGCGGAGUCUUUUCCAGGGAACAUUAACGGUCGACGAGAUCGAGGGAGGCCUUUUCUUCGAUUACCUUCGCGAAAAGGUCAGUUUCCAUUCCGUUCACUCAUUUUAAUUGGACUGAUUAAAGUAUGGAGAUACGCUGGAUUACACUGUCUCAGUGAGACCGUAUACCGAAUGUUUGCGAGGGGAUAACGUUCGGAUCGUGAGUUGAACACUAGGAAACCCCUGUGAAUCCCACUUGAUUACAGUACAAGGAGAUGGAAAGAACUGUUCAAGUUCUACACGAACGCGGGUUCAAGACUGCGAUGCUCACUAAUAACAUGUACUUGGAUGUGGUCAGUUAUCUCCUUCCUCCAAUCGGUUCCUUCCCGAACAUUAACUGUUUCAGGAGAAGAAAGAGAGGCGGCUUCCGUGUGAUCUGACAUAUUUCGACGAGGUUGUCGAGUCUUGUUGCGAGCACAUGAUGAAGCCAGACCUCCGUUUUUAUAAACUGGUUGAGGAGAGACUCGGAGUGAAGGGCGAAGAGAUUCUGUUUUUGGACGACCUUCAGGAGAACAUCGACGCCGCUGAAGCCCUCGGAUGGAAGACGAUUCUCGUGAAAGACAUCAACGUCGCCAUUGCGGAGCUCGAGACGAAGACUAACGUCAAGUUUUGA